This is a messenger RNA of Mesorhabditis belari, 639 nucleotides long. The record is from the annotation of a GenBank genome assembly. NCBI's taxonomy places the organism in Eukaryota, Metazoa, Nematoda, Chromadorea, Rhabditida, Rhabditidae.
AUGAUCUUUGAAGCAAUGGCGAUGCCGGCUGCUGCACCGGCUCCAAUGGCUGGUGGAUUUGCCGCGCCAGAGAUGGCCGUCUUCGCUCCACCUCCUCCACCUCCUGCACCCGCUCCAUCACUGGCUUUCAACAAUGAAGCACCGAAAACACGAUCGAAUUUCCCAGAGUCGUGGAUAUGGAAUGAUCUGCAGAGAGGUGGAGUGCGGAGUCAAAUGCCAUUGAAUGCAAUGUCGAUGAGAACGAUGAGAGGACCGCCGGUGGUUGCUUUUGGAGCAGCUGGAGGAGGAGCUUUUUUCGCGGAUGAUGCGAGAAUGGUGAUGGAUUCGCCGGCUUCUGCACCAAGCGUACAACAAUCUUUAACCACCGCUGCGCCUAAGACGAGAUCCGAUUUCCCGGAGUCUUGGAUUUGGAAUGAUAUGCAAAGGUGGAGCAGAUCUGCCUUCUAUUUUGUGAGUGCUGAUGGACAAGAACUAAUGGCAGACAUGGCGCCUUUACCCACCGAUGUCGCUGGCCAUUAUGUGCCUGAUGAAGCAGUGGUGGCUCCUUUUGGAAAGGCUACAAUUCGGCCAAGUCUUCGAACGAAAUUCCCAGAGACUUGGCUUGACGAGGGAAAGAUUUGGUGUGCAAAAAGAGACAAA